Molecule: messenger RNA, 1966 nt
Organism: Oncorhynchus keta (chum salmon)
Lineage: Eukaryota; Metazoa; Chordata; Actinopteri; Salmoniformes; Salmonidae
Product: ankyrin repeat domain-containing protein 40
Exons: 6
Coding region: 290-1456 (388 amino acids)
Molecular function (GO): protein binding
Source: RefSeq, a predicted model, not a curated record
GUUGACAAGCCGGUGCAGCAACAACAUAUUACAUUAAACUAACCAUUGAUGGUGUCCUUUGAUAAACAUUGUUCUUGUCAAGCUUAACGUUACGGACAUCAACAAUCUUGCGCGAGCCUAGUAGCUGUAAAGCUAGCUAUCUAACGUUAGUCAGUUAACGUUAGCUUCUCCCGGCUAUUUUUAGUGCAAUUAAGCAGCUAUUUUCAGACCAAGGCGUCACCCUCUUACGACCUGUAAAGUCAUUAUUGUCUCCCAUGAUCUCGUUAAGUUAGCUAAUCAUUUGUACAAAAUGUCAACGACAUCGUUGGAUAAGGAAUUGCAAGAGCGCUUGAGAGAGGCGUCUGCGAUUGGAGACAUCGACGAGGUGCGGAUUUUAGUGGAAAGCGGAGUAAAUAUCAACUCUCAAAACGAAAUAAACGGAUGGACAUGUUUGCAUUGGGCAUGCAAGAGAAACCACAAACCGGUUGUGUCUUACCUGCUGAACUCUGGCGCUGACCAAGAGAUCCUCACUGCUAAAGAUGAGCUGGCUGUCCAGCUGACCUCUAAGCCUGAAAUCAGAAGACUGUUAGGAGUUGAGGAGGAGGAAGUGCCUGAAAUCAAGGAGCCUGAGUUGCCAAUCAUCCCAAACUACCUGUCCAACCCGCCAUUCAUGUACAGUAAGAUGGACAACAAGGCUGAGCUCAUAUUGGCACAGUUGACCCAAAAUGGCAAUGGAGACCACUCAUCAGAUGACCCGCACAGUGACUCAGCUUCCUGUCGCCCACCCACGAGCAACAGCUGCCUCAGCAACCGCAGAGCCUACUCUCUGACAUCCCGAGGGAGGGGGCCUUCAUCCCAUUGGCGCAGCAGAACGGAGUGUCGCCGAGCCCCGCCUCGUCUCUCACCGUCAACGGAGGCCUGCCUAUGGACAUCUCCAUGGAGCCCCACCUGGUCAACCAUGGGGAGUACCACACUCGGUGGCCCCAGCACCACCAGCAGUAGCAGCCAAGCCCAGGUGGCUAACGCUAACCCAUCUAUGACCCGGCAGCAGUCCCUCCCUCAGCAGCUCAACUGUGGCCAGGGUGCUGGGGGUAACAUGCCUGCCUUCCAGCCUUUCUUCUUUACCAGUACAUUCCCUGUCAAUGUGCAAGAGCUGGUCUUAAAGGUGCGCAUCCAGAACCCCAACGCGCGGGAGAACGACUCACGCGAGGUGGAGCUGGACAGACAGGAGCUGACCUACCGCUCGCUGCUCCGGGUGUGCUGUCGCGAGCUGACAUCAGCACCGAACACGUGGAGAAGAUCCGCCAAGCUGCCCAACACCAUGCUGCGAAAGGACAAAGACGUGGCUCGGCUGCAGGACUUCCAGGAGUUAGAGGUGGUGCUGGAGAAGGCUGAGGGCCUGGCACUCCUCUCUGGGGCGGGAGGCCUCACCGACAGACCCUGCUACAACAUGAAGGCCUCCAGACUCACCUACUAGAGACCAACAGGAUUGACAGACACACAGACAGACACUACUACAACAUGAAGGCCUCCAGACUCACCUACUAGAGACUAACAGGAUGGACAGACACACAGACAGACACUACUACAACAUGAAGGUCUCCAGACUCACCUACUAGAGACCAACAGGAUUGACAGACACACAGACAGACACUACUACAACAUGAAGGCCUCCAGACUCACCUACUAGAGACUAACAGGAUUGACAGACACACAGACAGACACUACUACAACAUGAAGGCCUCCAGACUCACCUACUAGAGACCAACAGGAUGGACAGACACACAGACAGACACUACUACAACAUGAAGGCCUCCAGACUCACCUACUAGAGACCAACAGGAUUGACAGACACACAGACAGACACUACUACAACAUGAAGGCCUCCAGACUCACCUACUAGAGACCAACAGGAUUGACAGACACACAGACAGACACUACUACAACAUGAAGGCCUCCAGACUCACCUACUAGAGACCAACAGGAU